Sphaeroforma arctica JP610 is the source of this 764-nucleotide messenger RNA. RefSeq lists its product as hypothetical. The record is from RefSeq and is a predicted model, not a curated record. Gene Ontology annotation, cellular component: cytoplasm; nucleus. Gene Ontology annotation, biological process: microtubule-based process. The transcript has a single exon. The annotation marks the transcript as partial. Lineage: Eukaryota; Ichthyosporea; Ichthyophonida.
AUGGAGGAAGAUGGCUUUACACUUGUUAAGAACAAGCGCAAAGACGGCUUACGUUCUAAAAAUCGACUGACAGGUCAUAAGAAAUCAUCGCACCAUAAAUGGUCUGCAAAGGCAAUUGCGGCAUCUAAAUCAAUGAAACCACGGUCAAUAGAGGGAAACGGAACAAUUAAACUUAAACUGAUAAGUGACAUACAGAAGGCCCAGACAAGCAUAGAAGCAUCGUCUUUCUGGUCACAAGGACAAGGCCUUUUAAAUAAUGCAAUUCAUCGAUUACACUGUAGGAAAGGGGAUCAUGUAUUGUGUAAGAGACGGAGCUCUGACCUUAGCGGUAAACCACGGAAUGAAAGGGGUGAUAAAAGUUGCUAUGCCCCGUACAAUAAUGAACAAGUAGAUUUUAACAGAGAGGAGAUGCCUAGCGAGCUUGUAUGCUACGGGAUUGGUAGCCUGCUAGACUCACAGUCAGCACGCUAUCAAUUGGCAUAUGCGCUGGCCGUCAGGAAAUAUCUCAGCCUUGCCCCCCGCACACUCAUGAUAUACGAACCUGUGUUGUCGCCUCUGGAACUUGAAGUGCUUCAGCAAGAGUAUGAAUGUGAGAUAAUUGGGGUGGAUGAAGAAGCCAAACGCUCUGUCACGGAUUGUACGCUGUUCUUCAUGCCACAUUGCAGUGCGAGAAUGUAUAACAAUUUGCUAUGGGCCAAUUGGGAUGCGAAGAGCUGUGCUAAGUUGAUCGUUGUGGGAAAUUCCUUUCAGCGCUAUCAUCUGUG